This is a messenger RNA of Phaeodactylum tricornutum CCAP 1055/1, 1392 nucleotides long. RefSeq lists its product with no specific name. The transcript is spliced from 3 exons. The record is from RefSeq and is a predicted model, not a curated record. Lineage: Eukaryota; Bacillariophyta; Bacillariophyceae; Surirellales; Neidiaceae. The coding region runs from base 1 to 1392 and encodes 463 amino acids.
AUGGACGCUUCCCACGACAACGUCGACGAAGAUCCCUCCAUCCUGGACAGCGCACUGUUGGAAAGUCUCUUUUACAACGAAAUGAUGCUCAUGGAGGAAUCCUCUUCCACCAACGCCUUGCGGGCGACCUUAUUCUCUUCCUUGUCUGACGAUCCACGUCACACGGACGCCGUCACCGAUCCGAAUACGUACGCCGAAAAGGCCCUGCUCCGUGAUUUCGGGGUUGAGGGACCGACACGCCUCGAUCCACCCGUAUCACUCUGGCCCUCGACGACCGAGACACCAACAGUGGACGGGUCCAGUAUGGAGUCGUCAUCCUACGUAACGAGUGGGGCCGAACACGACGAAGAGAAAAAGGCCAAACUUGUGACCCAGUUUGCCACCCUGGCGUCACGUUUGGGUAUUACCUUGCCACCGCAAGUGGUCCAAUCCUUGGCCGGAGUUGCCGCUGGAACCAAAGACCAGCAUCCAAUUACAUCCGGCACACCGCCCCGUAAUGGGAACGCACUGGCGACCAACGGCACAGCGGCCAAGAUUCAACCGCGUUCCACCCUCCCAUCUGGCAACAGCGCCGACGCUCUCUCCAGCCACGUCAAACCUUGUGAACAGGUGCAAUUCUUGCACUCCGCUGCCGAAGCCGCGGUGAUGACCGUCACCAAGAAGCGUUCUUUUUCGGAUGCGGACGGGAAUGCCGCCCCCGCCGCUUCCAGUCAGCCCGCGAAACCCGCCUAUAGCAAACGACGGAAAAAGCCCCGGCUGGCCGAUUGCGAACACAAGCUGCUACAUUUACAGACGGAAAACGCCAUGCUCAAACGACAUCUGGCCAACGUCUCGCAAAAGUCGCAGGCGCAGGAUGCGGAGCGCAUCCAAGCCGAAGAGAAAAUGCGGGUAAUGUUGGAACAAAACGCGUCGCCGGAAGAAUUGGAUGCCGUCGUUAGUUACUACAAGGAGAUGUAUUCGGACUACGGACGUCGACGACAUCAAGAAAUUUUGUUUCAUUUGGAACAAUUACAACGCUUGGCCAAUCCAACGAACUUUACCAAAAUGGGACUCUGGACACUAGGACAGCAAAGCAAGGGACCGGAUCCAAUAGCUGGAAUUUUGCAAAAAGAACUCGACAUUCAGCCGCAGCAGGGACGUAAAAUCAUCGAACAACGGCAAAAGAUUCGCAACGUUUGCUCCAAUCUCAAAGAGUGUCUGUUUUUGCUGGGAAAACUGAAGACCUUGUGCGAACAAAAGACUUCUAUUUUUCACGAUCGCAUGACGAAAUGCCGUGAAAUACUCACGCCUCGCCAAGUCGUCAUGCUGUUGGUUUGGAUCAACGAUCACUCACAAGUAUUGCAGAGCGUAUGCCCGGGUUGGGGCUCGGAAUUACGCUCUAAAGUGCCAUAG